AUGCAAUUCUUCAAAACACUUGUGAUUUUGGUGUCGUGCAUAUCGGUUGCCCUCGCUUACGUGGCACAAGAUGUUCAUGUAUCAUUCCCCUCUACCAAGGGAAAAACCAGCGUAAUGAUCGGUAAGGUCCAACCCAAACAAGGAACCGAUGGAACUGCUCCAACAACAAUCGCAGUUGAUAACCCUAACGAGGUUAUUCAAGUAAAUUUCGCCAUUGACUCCGCCAACAAACCUUUCCAGAACACCUUAUUGGUAGGUCUACCUAAUAAGAACCUAGAAAUGACUUUUGAACCCGAAAUCAAGGACAAUGGUAAGUUAUCCAUGUAUAACUACAAGAUAGAUUUAGCCAAGCUGGAUGCUGCUUUGUUACAGGAGGCCUCUAGAUCAGUGGAACCAAUAAAGGCAACUUUGAUCCUAGCGUCCUCUACCGCCAAACCAAAGGAAAACUUGUUUAGGGAAAUCCUGCAACUGGACUUGAACUUCAAUGUAGAUCACUCCGAUUCAUCUUUAGUUGACAAAUUCAGCAUUAAGCCAGAAAUCCAUCAUAUAUUCCAUACUGAACCAAAGAGAGUUGCCAAGCCAAUAGCUGUGAUUUUUGUUGCAAUUAUCGUCAUUACUAUUUUAUCGUUAAUCGUCACUUGGUUGAAUUCCUGUGCUGCCGCAUUCAAUAACAUCCCAACCGGUAUCAAUGCUGUAUACUUUCUAGGUUUCAUCGCAACCAUUGUUGGGUUUGAAGUUAUCUUCGCCAGGUAUUAUUUGGGUACAAGCAUUUUUGAAACUUUAUUUUCCUCUUUGUACUUGGGCGCUCCAGGCUUAUUGACCUCUACCAAGUUCCUGAGAUCUUUUGGCCAAACAAUCUAG
This is a messenger RNA of Saccharomyces paradoxus, 861 nucleotides long. RefSeq names its product dolichyl-diphosphooligosaccharide-protein glycotransferase (gene SWP1). NCBI's taxonomy places the organism in Eukaryota, Fungi, Ascomycota, Saccharomycetes, Saccharomycetales, Saccharomycetaceae. The transcript has a single exon. Gene Ontology annotation, cellular component: oligosaccharyltransferase complex; membrane. Gene Ontology annotation, biological process: protein N-linked glycosylation. The record is from RefSeq and is a predicted model, not a curated record. Bases 1 to 861 code for a protein of 286 amino acids.